AUGGUAACCUUCAUAUAUUAUAUACAUCUCUUUUCUUUUGCAUCUCUUUCUUUCAUUCUUUCUUUGUCUUUUGGUAAUUUGGUAAUUCAUAUAUUAACCUUCUUUCUCUUUCUUUCUUUUUCUUUCUUUUAUAUAAUAUAUUUCUGUCUUCUACAUCUUUUUUCUUUCUUUCUUUUCAUUAUAAUAAUCAUUCUGUCCAAUAGUCUUUGUCUUCUUCUCUUUCUUUCUUUCUUUUCUUUCAUUAUAAUAAUCAUUCUGUCCAAUAUCUUUUCUUUCUUUCUUUCUUUUCUUUUAUUAUCAUUCUGUCUUCUUUGUCUUCCAUCUUUUCUUUCUUUCUUUCUUUUCAUUAUAAUAAUCAUUCUGUCCAAUAUCUUCUACAUCUCUUUCUUUCUUUCUUUCUUUCUUUUCUCCUUCUGUCAAUUCUUUGGUAAAUUUUUCUUUCUUUUCUUUCUUUUCUUUCAUUAUAAUAAUCAUUCUUCUUUUGGUAAUUCAUUAACCUUCAUUCUCUUCUUUCUUUCUUUUUUCAUUAUAAUAAUCAUUCUGUCCAAUAGUUUCUUCUCUCCUUUCUUUUUUCUUUCUUUCUUUUUCAUUAUAAUAAUCAUUCUUCUUCUGCAUCUCUUUCUUUCUUUCUUUCUUUUCAUUAUAAUAAUCAUUCUGUCCAAUAGUCUUUGUCAUUUGGUAAUUAUUAUAGUCUUCUGCAUCUCUUUCUUUCUAACUUUCUUUCAUUAUAAUCAUUUCUGUCUUUUCUUUCACCUUCAUAUUUAUAGUCUUUCUCUUUCUUUUCUUUCUUUCUUUCUUUCUUUUCAUUAUAAUAAUCAUUCUGUCCAAUAUCUUCUACAUCUCUUUCUUUCUCUCUUUCUUUCUUUCUUUCUUUCUUUUCAUUAUAAUAAUCAUUCUGUCCAAUAUCUUCUGCAUCUCUUUCUUUCUUUCUUUCUUUUCAUUAUAAUAAUCAUUCUGUCCAAUAUCUUUCAUCUCUUUCUUUCUUUCUUUCUUCUUUCUUUUUUCAUUAUAAUAAUCAUUCUGUCCAAUAGUCUUUUUGUAAUUCAUGGUAAUCCUUCAUAUAUUAUAGUCUUCUGCAUCUCUUUUCUUUCUUUCUUUCUUUCUUUUCAUUAUAAUAAUCAUUCUUCUUCAUCUCUUUCUUUCUUUCAUUCUUUCUUUCUUUUCAUUAUAAUAAUCAUUCUGUCCAAUAGUCUUUGUCUUCUACAUCUCUUUCUUUCUUUCUUUCUUUUCAUUAUAAUAAUCAUUCUGUCCAAUAGUCUUUGUCUUCUGCAUCUCUCUUUCUUUUCUUUCUUUCUUUCUUUUCAUUAUAAUAAUCAUUCUGUCCAAUAUCUUCUGCAUCUCUUUCUUUCUUUCUUUCUUUUCAUUAUAAUAAUCAUUCUGUCCAAUAGUCUUUGUCUUCUGCAUCUCUUUCUUUCUUUCUUUCUUUCUUUUCAUUAUAAUAAUCAUUCUUCUUCUGCAUCUCUUUCUUUCUUUCUUUCUUUCUUUCUUUCUUUCUUUCUUUUCAUUAUAAUAAUCAUUCUGUCCAAUAGUCUUUGUCUUCUACAUCUCUUUCUUUCUUUCUUUCUUUCUUUUCUUUCUUUUCAUUCUAUCAAAGUCUUUGGUAAUUCAUUUCUAACCUUCAUAUAUUAUAGUCUUCUGUAUCUUGAAUUUCUUUCUUUCUUUCUUUCUUUCUUUCUUUCUUUCUUUCUUUCUUUUCAUUAUAAUAAUCAUUCUAUCCAAAAGUCUUUGAUUUAUCUGUCUAUCUAUUUAUCUAUCACUGUGUUCAUAUCUAUCUAUCUAUCUAUCUAUCUAUCUAUCUGUGUUCAUUAUCUAUCUAUAUGUCUGUCUAUCUAUCUUCCUGUCUGUCUGUCUCUAUCUCAAUGUGUUAAGAUUUAUCUAUCUAUUUAUCUAUCUGUGUCUUCAUAUCUAUCUAUCUAUCUAUCUAUCUAUCUAUCUAUCUAUCUAUCUAUCUAUCUAUCUAUCUAUCAAUCUGCCUGUUUGUCUGUCUCAGUGUGUUUAGAUCUAUCUAUGUAUCUAUUUGUAAAGUAA
This is a messenger RNA of Acanthosepion pharaonis, 2028 nucleotides long. The record is from the annotation of a GenBank genome assembly. Lineage: Eukaryota; Metazoa; Mollusca; Cephalopoda; Sepiida; Sepiidae.